CUUAAAUAGUCGCGUAUUCAUUGCCUUUCUAAUAUUUCGACUCGAGUAUAUUUCUAUGUGUCUUGAAAAUAUCAGAAAUGUCAAAGCAUCAAGGGGUAAGCUGUGAUUCAUGCCAUAAAAAUAAUUUUCAAGGAAAACGCUAUAAAUGCUUAAUUUGCUAUGAUUAUGAUUUGUGCUCUGAUUGUUACAGAGAAAAUUUACUUCUGCGACAAAUUUUAAAUAAUGAUCACAUAAAUAUUGAUACAGACUCAAAUAUUCAUAAAGAAUCAAAAAAAAUAAAUAAAUUACCAAAGUUAAACAAUGAAACUGUAAAAUCUCAUGAUUUAUUAGCAUCUGAUGAAGAUUUAAUCCACCUUGAAGGUAAUAGAGAGAUAAAUCAAUUAAUUAAUUUAUUUGAAAAUUCUUCAACUUCCACUGAUGGAGAUGAUACAAUAGCAUUUUCAUCAUCUUUAAAUAGUGAGUUAGAUGAUGAUGAAAUAGAUUUUCUUAAUUCAAGGAUUAUUAAAACUAGCAUUAAUGAUAGCAAUGUUCAACAUUUAAAUAAAUCAAAUUUACAUAACAAAUCUAAUGACAGCAAUAAUAGAUUAUACCAACAAUUCCAAUCAAGAAUCAAGAAAGGCCUUAAAAAGCAAGAUCAUUCUCAAUCCUUUUCAAAUUCAAAUGAAAGGAAAGAAAAUAAAGAAAGUGGGAUAAAUAAUAAAAAGUUAUCAAUCCAAACAAAUGAUUUAUUUUCAAAUACCAGUUCAUCAUCCCAUGGCCAUGAUCCAAGUCAUCCAAUGCAAUGUAUUUUGACAAUUACUGACUAUGAUAUUUGUUAUGGUAGUGAAUCAUCGGCUCGGCACGCUCAAUCUUUCGUUUGCCCAUUUUGCGCUAGAUUAGGCUUCUCCGAAAAACAAUUAUACGAACACAUUGUCAAAGAACAUCCCAAAUCGAAAAGGGAAAUUGUGUGUCCCAUUUGCGCCGGAAAUUCAGGUAGAGAUCCACACUGCACGACUGACGAUUUUCCGACACAUUUCAAUCUCGAACACAAAUCAAUUUCCAGAGAUAUCGGAGAAAACGGCAGCUCAGUCUUGCCUCCCCCUGUGCCUACUUCUACUACAUCUUCCCAUCACCCCUCUACAACACUUCAUCAUUCACCUCUGACCCCUCAGACUGACUCUAAGCGUCGCCCCAUCGGACCGCCCGCUCCUUUAAGAAGAGCUGGAGCUUUAAGACGUGCUGUUGGCCCUACUCCCUCAGUCAGAGACGCCACUCCCUUUGCUUCCUUACUGGCUUACAUUGACGCUGGAGCUUCAAAUAAUACGAGGGAAAGCUUAAGAAAUAUAGGUGGAAAUUUGCAAAUUUUAACGAACGAUUUAGUAGGAAGGAGAGAAAGAGGUAGAUUGGGGGAAAGAGAUGCCUUGGAUUUGAUAUGGAGCGCAGCUGCGGAUGGAGCUCUAGAAUUUUCAACCCUGGUUAACGAUAACGAUGAAGAUUUUGAUAUUGAUAAUAAUAUUGGACCUUCGUCUCCGCCAUUGACCACCGCUCGUACACACCAUCACCCUAAACGUCUCAAUGAACUCCUAUUUCAAACCCGAACCCCACCUCGGAAUAUGCUUUCUCCCAUUGCAAAUCCUAAAGCCGUGCUCUCCAACUCAUUAUCAUCCCACGAAUUGCUUUCAAUAACAAAUGAUACGAAUGAUUUAAAUGAUAAUUCAGUCUUAAUCAAUAACAUACAAGAACCAUCGCUCUAUGAUUAUUAUUAUUAUGACUACGAUGACGUUGCGGAGGUAGACGAGAACGAUUCUCAGGAUGAACAAGAGGAUCCAUCUCAAGAAGGUUACGAAAUUCAAGAAGAAGAAACCGAGGAGGAAAUGGGAAGUGAUGGAGUCGAAGAAAGAAAGAGAAAGAAGGGAAUGUCUGAGAUACCGAUAGGGGGAGUAGCACAAAUAAAUGAUGAGAACAAGGAUUCCGGUGGGGUGCAAAGUUCGGAGACCAACGUUGGACUAGAUAAAAGAAAGCCAAGGAGAACAAAAAAAGUUGGUAAAACUCCUAAAUCAGACAUAUCUUCGCAACUAGAUUCCGAUUAUAGUUUGGACGAUGAAAUGACAUGGCCAUCGAUUAAUAACAAUUAUCAGGGUAACACAUCUUUCGAUUAUUUGAACAUUGGUCAACAGCAAAAUUUACAAAAAUUGCAAAACGAUAUGACUAGAACUUUUAAAGCUCUGGCCAAUGCAAACUUUUCUUCACCGUUGGGCAACGUUCAAACACUCUUCAAUGGCGCGAAUGAUAUGGAAAGAUUAGAAACAGGAUUAAAAAAUGAAUCUGAUAAAGAAUCCACCAUUUCCCUUUAUAGCAAUACUGUACUAUCGACUAAUCUUUUUAAACCUGAAAGCGAAUUUCUUAGUGUUAACAUACUGCAAAACGAAUUGAACCGAUUUCAGCUUUCAAGUAUCCCCAUCGAUAAAACAAACAUUAUUCAUCAUAAUCAAUCCAGUACGAAAAAUGCAAAAAAAAUUGCAAACAAAAACUGCCCUUUGAAUAGAACCCGUAACCUAGCCUCGAGGUGCAAAAUUGCUAAAAGAGUUCUUUAUACUUCUCUAACAUUACCCAUCGAUAAUUUAGUUAUAAAACAAUCGAACAAUUCUUUGCACAUAAAAAACCCUCAAGAUCAAAGCGUUCAUCUAAUUGAUAAAAAUGCCUUAGUUGUCAAACAAAAACGAUCAUUAUCUACACAUGCCAUAUUAAAUAAUAAUCUUAGAAAUUACAACCCUCUUCCCUCUAUUCCACCUCCACAAUCACCUUUCAAAAGCGGUAGAUCCACUUCUCUGAACAGCUCUGGUGGAAGUGGGCCCUAUCGUAGCAAUAGGAUUGGAUGGAAGCCUAGGGGUCCAGACCAACCUGUCUUAUUAAACCCAGUUUCCAUUCAUUAUAACUACCCUGCUAUCACUUCUUACAAUAAAAAUUUUAAAAGAGAUAUUGACUUCCAACCAUCAACAUUGCCAUUUAAAAAUAAACAAAGUUUGGUUGUUAAAAAGAGUAAUAACAGUCACCAAAAUGAUAAUGUGAUUAGAAGUUCACCUUGCAGAGUUUUGAAAGUUUCCUCUUGUGUCAGUAAAAAUACUACCAUUUCUAAUGGUGGGGAAGUUUCUGAUACAAUGAUUGUUAGCAAUACCAAUAAUAAAAAUAAUGAAACAUCUACAACUCAUGACAUAAAUGGCAAUGAAUCACCAUCUACUAGUCAAAACUUAUGAGCACAAAAAUAUUAUUAUAGUAUUACAAUAUUAUAUUUACGACAAAAUUAUUAAUAACCAUUCUAUUUUUAUUUUUUGCAUGUUGACAUAUUACAGCAAAAUUUUUUAUUGUACAUUUUGCAUUGAACAAUACUCGAAGUUUAAAUUUUUUAUUUAAAAAAAGAUGAACAAAAAUACUUUUAUUUUGACCCAUUUUUUCA
Gordionus sp. m RMFG-2023 is the source of this 3433-nucleotide messenger RNA. Its product is annotated as GATA zinc finger domain-containing protein 14-like. Bases 78 to 3233 code for a protein of 1051 amino acids. Gene Ontology annotation, molecular function: zinc ion binding. Gene Ontology annotation, biological process: synaptic signaling. NCBI's taxonomy places the organism in Eukaryota, Metazoa, Nematomorpha, Gordioida, Chordodea, Parachordodidae. Gene Ontology annotation, cellular component: plasma membrane. The transcript is spliced from 11 exons. The record is from RefSeq and is a predicted model, not a curated record.